Aspergillus heteromorphus CBS 117.55 is the source of this 3209-nucleotide messenger RNA. RefSeq names its product putative chromosome segregation protein Cse1. The record is from RefSeq and is a predicted model, not a curated record. The transcript is spliced from 8 exons. Gene Ontology annotation, molecular function: small GTPase binding; nuclear export signal receptor activity. Gene Ontology annotation, biological process: protein import into nucleus; protein export from nucleus. The coding region runs from base 139 to 3024 and encodes 961 amino acids. Gene Ontology annotation, cellular component: cytosol; nuclear envelope. NCBI's taxonomy places the organism in Eukaryota, Fungi, Ascomycota, Eurotiomycetes, Eurotiales, Aspergillaceae.
ACAGUAUCUGCUGGGUUGCCAGGCAUUUCGCCCUCCUCCUUCAAUCAUCGCUCUCCCUCCGCCCCGAACUCAUAUCUCAGACCAGUCCCCCCCCUUGGUUCCUCUGUCCGGGCUUCCUAAUAUCAUCCCCGCUCCAAAAUGGCUGAUCUUGGGGCUGUUGCGCAGCUCCUCGACGCAAGCUUGGAUCCCAGGCAACACAAGCAAGCUGAGAUUGCUAUCCGCCAGGAAGAAAAAAAACCGGGCUUCUCGUUGCAGCUUCUUCAGAUCACCGCCUCCGCUUCCUACCCCUACAACACUCGUCUUGCGAGCGCGCUGUUCUUCAAGAACUUCAUCAAGAGAAACUGGACUGAUGAAGAUGGAAAUUACAAACUUCAGCCGGAGGAGGUUACGACCAUCAAGCUGGAGCUCAUCAGCCUGAUGAUUUCUGUCCCUGCGGGCAUUCAGACUCAGCUGGGUGAGGCUGUCAGUGUCAUCGCCGACAGUGAUUUCUGGCAGCGGUGGGACACACUUGUGGAUGAUCUCGUCUCCAGACUCCAACCGAAGAACCCUGCUGUCAACAACGGUGUCCUACAAGUUGCGCACUCAAUCUUUAAGAGGUGGAGGCCCCUUUUCCGGUCGGAUGAGCUGUACAGCGAAAUCAACCACGUCCUUGAAAGAUUCGGUACCCCCUUCUUGGCGCUUUUCGAGGGAUUGGACGCCUAUCUUGAGGAGAACAAAUCAAACAAAGAGAAUCUCAUCCAGGGAUUCACCCAGCUCAACUUGAUGGUCAAGUUGAUGUAUGACCUUUCUUGCCACGACCUUCCUCCCAUGUUCGAGGAAAACAUUUCAGGGAUAGCUUCACUUUUACUUAAGUAUCUGACUUACGACAACCAACUGUUGCACACCGAUGACGAAACCGAAGCGGGACAAUUGGAGUUCGCCCGGGCGGGGAUCUUCCAAGUGUUGACAUUGUACGUCCAGAAGUAUAUGGACGAGUUCCAGGCACACGUUGGACAAUUUGUGGAGAGCUCGUGGAGUUUCUUGACAACCAUUAGCCAGGAGACCAAGUACGAUAUUCUUGUUAGCAAGGCCCUGCAGUUCUUGACUUCAAUUGCGGGCAUGACGGAACACGCGCUUGUCUUCCAAGCCGAAGGCACGCUUGGUCAGAUCAUCGAAAAGGUUAUUCUGCCCAACGUCAGCCUGCGCGAGUCCGACGAGGAGCUUUUUGAGGAUGAGCCGAUCGAGUUUAUUCGCCGCGAUCUUGAAGGUUCGGAUAGCGACACUAGGCGGCGCGCCGCCACCGACUUCCUCAGGCGUCUGGCCGAGAGGUUUGAGGAGUCUGUGACGGGAGUUGUCCUCAGAUACACCGAGCACUACCUUGCCGAGUAUGCGAAGGAUCCCGCUUCCAACUGGAAGGCUAAGGACACUGCCACUUAUCUCUUCUCUGCAAUUGCGGCGAAGGGAACUGCCACCGCUAGCCACGGUGUCACUGCUACAAACAAGUUGAUUAGCAUCACGGAUUUCUUCCAGAAGCAUCUUGCCGCGGACUUGGUCACUGACGAUGGUGUGCACCCCAUCCUCAAGGUGGACGCCAUCAAGUACCUCUACCUGUUCCGGAGCAUCAUUACCAAGGAACAGUGGCAGGAGGUGCUUCCUAUGCUGGUCAAGCACCUUGGGUCCUCCAACUAUGUUGUCUACAGCUAUGCGGCUAUCGCCGUUGAGCGUGUGCUGUACCUUACCGAUAGCCAGAGCCAACCGGUCGUCGCUCCCAGCACAAUCACACCGCUAGCCAAGGAUCUGUUGGAACACAUUUUCUCCUUGAUCGAGAAGGACCCGGCCCCUCAGAAGGUACAGGAGAACGAGUUCCUGAUGAGAUGCGCUAUGAGAGUCCUGAUCGUCAUCAAGGAGGGUGUGAUUCCGCACACCGACAGUGUCCUGCAGCACCUGAUCACUAUCACCAGAGUCAUUAGCAGCAACCCAAGCAACCCUAGAUUCUACUACUUCCACUUCGAGGCUUUGGGAGCGUUUAUCCGAUUUGCUGCGCCUGCCAAUCCCGACAAAUUGGAGCAAGCUCUUUACCCUCCCUUCGCGGAAAUCCUCCAGGGAGACGUGCAAGAAUUCAUGCCUUACAUCUUCCAGUUGUUUGCUGCUCUUCUUGAGGCCAACCCCUCGGGGUCAUUGCCCGACUACUAUCAGAAUUUGAUUGCCCCGAUCCUCAUGCCCGUCAUGUGGGAAUCGAAGGGAAACAUCCCUGCGCUUGUGCGGCUCCUGUCGGGAAUCAUUCCCCGCGGCUCUCAAUAUAUCAUCCAAAACGAGCAGAUUGGCCCUAUCCUUGGUAUCUUCCAGAAGUUGCUCUCCACAAAGGCCAACGAGGGCUAUGGAUUUGACCUUCUGGAAGCGGUGGUUACGGGCUUCCCAUCGGCGUUGCUUGAACAAUACUUUGUUUCGAUCAUGCAGAUCAUUCUUACUCGCCUGCAGAACUCCAAGACCGAAACCCUCACCCUUCGCUUUGUCCGUUUCUUCCACUUCGUUUCUGCGCAAGACGAGAAGGGAUACAGCGCGGACUUUGUUAUUCAAGUGACGGAUAAGGUCCAAGAAGGACUUUUCACUCCUAUCUACCUCAACAUCAUCCUUCCCGAAACGCAGAAGCUUGCUCGCCCGUUGGACCGCAAGACGGCUGUCCUGUCGUUCACGAAGACGCUUGCCAACUCGGACGCCUUUGCGAACCGCUACAAGAAGGGCUGGGGCUUCACCUGCGAGGCUCUUCUCAAGCUUCUGGAGCUUCCUCCUCUCCCCGCCAGCAAGGAUGAUCUCAUCGCCGAGCAGGAUGUCGAGGAUAUGGCAUUCGGAGUUGGUUUCACGGCGCUUAACACCGUGCGUCCUGUGACCAAGGACCCGUGGCCGGAGACCGGAGCCGACCUUAAGAUCUGGACCGGUGCGUACUUGAAGGAGGCGGACAAGAAGUAUAACGGACGGAUUUCUGGAUUCGUGCAAGAGCGUCUCGAGGCCCAGGCCAAGACUGUGCUGCUCAGUUACAUCGGAUGAGCAUCUAUCAGGCCACUUGCAUAAAUCGUCUGGAGCAGAUAUAAUUGCCAUGUCCAAACGUUGAUAUCCUUGGACUGUCCGCAUUUCUAAAAAAAAAGAAAGAAAGAAAGGGUUCACGAAACGGACGAAUUGUCCAACGGAUUAAAAUUCCCCACUGCAUGUUAUAAUGAAUAAAGUUAGAUGAU